Clupea harengus (Atlantic herring) is the source of this 1162-nucleotide messenger RNA. RefSeq names its product mediator complex subunit 7 (gene med7). Gene Ontology annotation, molecular function: transcription coregulator activity. Lineage: Eukaryota; Metazoa; Chordata; Actinopteri; Clupeiformes; Clupeidae. Gene Ontology annotation, biological process: regulation of transcription by RNA polymerase II. Gene Ontology annotation, cellular component: mediator complex. The record is from RefSeq and is a predicted model, not a curated record.
AUCGCCAGCUUCAAUGGUAUGUGUGUAAACAGAAUCCACCAAGGGAACGCACUUCGCUCCAGUGUUACCUUUGAGAAAGUUCUGUCGAUGUUGUAGCAUUUGGAAAUUUCCCUUGAGAGCACAAUUAAGAGGGCGCCAGGAUGACUGAGCCUCAGCAGGUGAGCGCUCUGCCGCCGCCGCCUAUGCAGUACAUCAAGGAGUACACGGACGAGAAUGUGCGGAAAGGCAUCGCUCCCAAACCACCCCCUCCCAUCCGAGACAGCUACUUGAUGUUCGGCAACCAGUUUCAAUGCGACGACCUGAUCAUCCGUCCGCUGGAGAGCCAGGGUAUUGAGCGGCUACACCCCAUGCAGUUUGACCACAAACGCGAGCUCAAGAAGCUCAACAUGUCCAUUCUGGUCAACUUCCUUGACCUGCUUGACAUCCUCAUCAAAAGCCCUGGCAGCAUCAAACGCGAGGAGAAGCUGGAGGACCUGAAGCUGCUGUUUGUGCACAUGCACCACCUCAUCAACGAGUACCGGCCGCACCAGGCUCGCGAGACGCUGCGUGUGAUGAUGGAGGUGCAGAAGAGGCAGCGCCUGGAGACGGCGGAGCGCUUCCAGAAGCACCUGGAGCGCGUGGUGGAGAUGAUCCAGAACUGCCUUGCCUCGUUGCCCGACGACCUGCCCCAGUCAGAGGGCUCUGCCCCUGUGGGGGACGGUGCCGGGGCCAGCGGUAGUGUAGCUGGAGAUAUGGGUGGACCACCAAGACUGAAAUGUGAGCCUAUGGAUGUAGAGGAGGCAGGUGGAAGCUGCAUGGGGGAUCAAAUGGACAAAACUGCUGGGGUCUCCAAGAAAGACAAAGAAUGGGACAAAGAUGCAGCAAUGUGCAGUAUCAUUGACGAGAUGACUUGAGGCUUGAGGUGUUUGUCGUGUUAUGUUACAUUCAUGUUGUUUCUUGUCAUGUUCUAUGUGUUAAUCCACCCUGUGUAAAAGAUUAGAUAUUUCAAAUGUACAGUGCUGGCCUAUUUCUUACUCCAAACAUUCAUUUUUUUUUCUCUUGUGAACUACAUGGGAUAUAGCUGCCUCCUUUUUUAGUGGACUGAUGAGGAUUAUGUACUCACUUAGCGGAUCAAUAUAUUGCCAAACUCGCCUUGAAUAAAGCUGUGACUGAUCAACACGGA